CGGGCGCACGCGCACAGUCAGAACAACACUUGAUACAUAGAGAAGCUGCCGCUGGAAAACAUCUUGCGCUGGAAAAUUCGUUUUGUGAUCGUGAAUCGCGAGAAAACCUGCAUGAAAAUUUCGGGGAUCAUUCUUAGAAUAUUUAGAUAAAAUGUGUUUUCAAUUCACAUUAGGCUCAAGUGCAGAAUGAGUUUUCGGUGGUGUUUAAUUAAAAACAAUUAACAGUACUGUGUGCACUUUUAAUAUUAACAUUCUAAAUCAAACUACUAAUCAACAAAUUAAACUAAACAAAUCAAAGUUAAAUAUGGCUUUAAAUAUAGUAACUAUAAAAUUUAAUAGUAGCCCAAGUUAAAACUUAUAUUUUUGUUAAUAAACAAAGUACACUAGACACUGUAAUGGAUAGAAUUAAAACCACUUCGCAAGGGACUUAACUAAAAUAAAAUGUAUAUAAUAAUGACAAUGUUGACUUUUAAUUUUUAUUUGUUUAACAUUAUUUUUGCCGGCGGUUUGCAACGAAACAUGGUAUCCGAUAGAUUAGAAAAUGUUACACAAACCAUAUCAAGACUGUUAGAGGGCUACGAUAUAAGAUUAAGACCGAAUUUCGGAGGUGAACCAUUAUUUGUUGGUAUGGACUUAACCAUAGCCAGUUUUGAUGCUAUAUCCGAAGUUAACAUGGAUUAUACGAUUACACUAUAUUUAAAUCAAUAUUGGAAGGAUGAAAGACUUGCUUUUAGCUCAGAGGAAGAAAUUUUAACGCUUUCAGGAGAUUUUGCUGAAAAAAUAUGGGUGCCUGAUACUUUUUUCGCUAAUGACAAAAAUAGUUUUUUACACGACGUAACAGAAAGAAACAAACUAGUGCGUCUAAACGGUGAUGGUUCAAUAACUUAUGGCAUGAGAUUUACUACUACACUGGCCUGUAUGAUGGAUCUACAUUAUUAUCCGCUGGAUUCGCAAAAUUGCACGGUCGAGAUAGAAAGUUAUGGUUACACGGUAAUGGACGUGGUGAUGUACUGGAAAGAGACACCGGUAAGGGGCGUCGAAGAAGCCGAGCUUCCGCAGUUUACGAUAAUUGGCUACGAGACCAACGACAGAAAGGAAAAAUUAGCCACAGGAAUUUAUCAAAGAUUAUCCCUUUCGUUUAAACUGCAAAGAAAUAUAGGAUAUUUUGUAUUCCAAACGUAUUUGCCGAGUAUUUUGAUUGUAAUGCUUUCGUGGGUUUCGUUUUGGAUUAAUCAUGAAGCUACUAGCGCAAGAGUGGCUCUUGGUAUCACCACCGUUUUAACCAUGACCACCAUAAGCACAGGGGUUCGAAGUUCACUACCACGCAUCAGCUACGUCAAGGCUAUCGACAUCUACCUGGUAAUGUGUUUCGUAUUCGUGUUCGCCGCCCUUCUCGAAUACGCCGCCGUCAACUACACUUAUUGGGGCGCGCGUGCCAAAAAAAAGAGCAAGAAAGCUAAGGAAACCGAAGAAAAUAAAUCUGGGACCAAAGUAACAACAAACGAUCAACUUUACAAUAACGAAGACAUAAUCGAACUUCAAGACGUCCGCAUGAGCCCGAUCGCGUCGAUAAGAAAUCGACACAACUCAAAAAACAACGCCACAAGUGCAGUGGACCCAUCAAAAUUUCCACCCAGCUUUCGCAUAUCUAGAUCGACAGGGUAUACCUAUAAUUACAGGCCCCAGCCAGGUUUACGCUAUAGGGGAAACAGGGGAAACCCGGUCCACAAACCCAAAGUCCUUCAUGCAAUAAGGAAGGGAGCUUUGGUCCUUAAAGCGUCCAUGCCUAAGAUUAAAGACGUAAAUGUUAUUGAUAAGUAUUCAAGAAUAGUGUUUCCAGUAACAUUUAUGUUAUUUAAUGCAGGGUAUUGGCUGUUUUAUUUUUUCGAAUAGUUUGUUUCGUAAAUAAGAAACGGUUUAAUAAUUUUUAUAUAAAAUUAUUUUGUAAGUAAAAGGACGAUUUAUUAGUAUAACUAUUAAUGGUAAACUUUUUAUCAAAUUCGCUUUUGUAGUUUACAGACCAGAUAAUACAGGGUUAAUGAUAUAAAAAUUAAGGGUGUUUAAAUUUGAGUACACAGUAAUGCGUAUCAGACGAUAUUUUUAAUUAAAAGUAAAAUACAAAGAUGACGUUUAAAAAUGACCUAAAAGGCAACCUCAAAUUUGAACACGCUUUAUUUGCCAAUAAAAUUAUAGAGACCGGAUUCUGGGCAUAUGCCUAUAAUCGAUUUUAUUAGGCCGUUAGUAUAAAGUAUAUUUUUGGUACUUUGAUUUCAAUUUAAUCCAACAUCAUUUUGCUUUUUAAGACCCCUUUAAAGAAGUUCC
Messenger RNA from Brassicogethes aeneus, 2322 nucleotides. The record is from the annotation of a GenBank genome assembly. NCBI's taxonomy places the organism in Eukaryota, Metazoa, Arthropoda, Insecta, Coleoptera, Nitidulidae.